AUGCAGGCUCCCCAUUGGACGGGCGGAGGCUCCGCCGCCGCCGCCACUGGGCGGAGAAGCGCGGAGCGCAGCAGAGCGCAGGAGGGCAUGGGCGGAGCGGGCCCGGGGGGAACGAGCCCAAUGGGGGGAGGAAAUAUGAGCGCAUUGGGUGGGGGGGCAAUGGGGGGGGCAGUUGGGGGAGCAACUCCGCCCAGGGACGCGCGGGUGCCUUCCGCGGGCUCGGGGGGAGCGCAGGCGAAGGCGCAGCAGGACGAGGGCCUGGGGAGAGGCGCGUACCCCGCCUCGCGCGACUACUACCCCUCGCAAGGCGUCCCCACGCCGCAUGGCACAGCCUCGGGCGCAGCUUCGGAAACCUGGCGCCAAGCCAGCGAGGCAGGCUCGGCGGUACCUCCGUGGGAGGUGCUGGGGGGGAUGAAGGAGGAGGAGUGGGCGGCGUUCAAGGCGUGGGUGGAGUCCACGUGGCGAUGCCGGCGCUGUGGCAGCCCCAGGGACGAUUUCACCGACCAUCCUGUAGCCAUGGCCCUGCUGCAGCGCUGCGGUAUCACCCCCCCCAGCAGCGCCGGCCAACCCACCUCCUCCCCUCUCCACUCGGACGGCAGCGGAAGGUUCUCCGCACCUUCCUGGCAGCAGCAGCAGAGAGGAGGGGAUGUGCAGAGGGGGGCUGUGGACGCGCGCAGUCACGGGGGCGGGUCUCCCCUGAACCCGUCCUCCAAGCGCCACUCCUUAGACGCUUCCCCCCUCGCCUCCACCACCACCGCCAGCACCUUCACCGCCGGACUAGGCCCGGACGCGUGCCCGCACCUGCGAGGCAGCAGCGGGGGGGACGGGGAGGGCAGCGGGGAGAACAGCGGGAGGCUCGCCCCCGGGGGCGGGGGAGACUACCAGGGGCAGGGGAACAGAAGCUUCGACGAAAGCGCCCUGCAGGAGGUGCGCGCGCGGCUGGAGAUGGGGGGGGUGGGCGGAGGCGGGGGAAGAGGCGGAGGGGGGCCCGGGGGCGGAGGCGGGCUGGCGCGGACAAUGAGCAACACGGAGGUGCUGCAGAGGAAGCUGUUAGCGGCGAUCACGCGCGCACACCAGGUGUAUUUUAUUGACAAGGAGCCGAACGGCAGCCUGGUGUUUGACUACCUGCUGUCCGCCCUGCUGGAGGUCACCGAGUCCAUGUUUGGAUUCAUCUCGUCCGCGCUGCUCAAGGCCGAUGGCACACCGUACCUCAAGACGCACGCGAUGACAAACGUGGCGUGGAGCAAGGAGCUGAGGGCGUGGUACGCGGCCAACAGCCACAAGGGGCUUGUCUUCACCAACCUCAACACGCUGCACGGCACCGUGGUGCUCACGGGCCAACAGGUGCUAACAAACGAUGCUCGCAACGACCCUAGGUCCAGGGGCGUGCCACCAGGCCACCCCAUAAUAGACAAGUUCAUGGGUAUCCCUCUCUACACCGGCACCGAGCUCAUCGGCGUCUUUGCCGUCGCCAACCGGGCGGCGGGGUAUGACGAGCAGCUGGUGAAGGAGAUCGAGCCGCUCACCAUGACCAUUGCCCAGAUGAUCUAUGCGGUCAAUGAGAGGAAGAGGCGGAAGGAGGCGGAGCUGCACCUGUCGAGCGUUGUGCAGGUUGCGAAGGAGGGAAUAAUGUCCCUAGCGCACAGCGGGCAUGUGACCUCCAUGAACCUGUCGGCGCGGCAGAUGUUUGGCUUUGCCCAGCCGGGGGACGCGCCCCUGCCGGGCAGCAUGCGCGAGGGCGUGGCGGCCCCGGCCAACCUGCAGCUGAAGGACCUGCUGGUGGAGAUAGACGGUCAUCGCGACAUGCUGACGGCUGGAGGCCUAGACCACGCGUCAGGGCAGGUGCACAAGGGCACGGGGUUCCGCACGGACGGCAGCACGUUCCCCCUCGAGAUCUCCCUGUCCAAGGGCAACUACGAUACCGUCUUCUACGUGGCUGUGUUGCGAGAUAUCUCCGAGAGGCUUGAGGCGGAGAAGAAGCUCAAGGAGAGCGAGGAGCGGUGGCUGUAUGCCCUGUCGGGCAGCGAUGAUGGCGUGUGGGACUGGAACGUGCGCGACAACACCAUGUUCUUCUCCGACCGGUGGAAGCAGAUGCUCGGCUACGAGCCUGGAGACAUAGGCUCAACACUGGACGACUGGGAACGCCUUUUGCACCCCGAAGACAAGGACCGCGCGUACGCGGACCUGAAGGAGCAUCUGGACGGCGUGACAGCACAGUUUGUGAACGAGCAGCGGCUGCGCUGCAAGGACGGGUCGUGGCGCUGGUUCCUGCACCGCGGCAAGCUGCUCUCCAAGACCGAUGAUGGCGAGCCGCUGCGCUUCGUGGGCACACACACAGAUAUCACGGAUAGGAAGGUGGCGGAGCAGGCCAUGAUGGAUGCUAAAGAAGAGGCUGAGAGGGUGUCCCGCGCCAAAGCAGGUUUCCCGCUGCUUCCCUCCCUCUCUUGUUCAGAUUUCCUUGCGACCAUGAGCCAUGAGAUCCGAACCCCCAUGAACGGCGUGGUGGGCAUGACAGCCCUUCUACUCGACACCGACUUGACCCCCGAGCAGCGCGACCGAGUGGUCACGAUCCGGGACUCGGGCGACAUGCUGUUGCAGAUCAUCAACGACAUCCUCGACUACUCCAAGAUCGAGUCGGGCAAGCUCGACAUGGAGCAAACGCUCUUCAACGUCGUUCAAGCCGUGGAGCGCGUGGCAGAGCUGCUCAUCCACAACGCCGAGUCCAAGGGGCUUGACAUCGUGAUAGAGAUCGAGCCGGAUACUCCUGUGUUCCUGGUGGGCGACGCGGGGCGCACGCUGCAGGUGCUGAUUAAUCUUGUGUCGAACGCGAUAAAGUUCACGGAGAAGGGGUAUGUGAAGUUCCGGUUAGAGGCAGAGAUCGGCGCGCCGUGCCUGCUGCAACUCCCCUCCUCCGCCUCCGCCUCUUCCGCUGCUGUUGCUGCUGCUGCUUCUGGUUCUGGUGCCUCUGGUGCUGCGGCAGCUGGGGGAGCGUCUGGGUCGCCUGUAAUAGCCUCUGCUGGUGGAGCCAGUGGCAAGGACAGUCCCGCGCACGGGGCAUCAGGGAGCAUAGGGGCGGCCAUGCUGGCAGCGCAGCAGGAGGCAGCAGCGGCGCAGGAGGCGGGCGUGCUGUACUGGGUGUGCCACGUCAGCGACACGGGGAUUGGUAUUCCCAAGGAGCGCAUCGGCCGCCUCUUCACCAAGUUCUCGCAGGUGGACGCAUCCACAACACGGAGGUUCGGAGGCACAGGACUCGGUCUGGCGAUAUCAAAGCAGCUGGUGGAGCUGAUGGGGGGGCGCAUAUCAGUGCACAGCGAGUUCCGCCGGGGCUCCACCUUCACAGUGCGCCUGCCCGUCAACACCCACCACCCCGCCUACGCCGCCGUCGCUGCGCUCAACCCGCCGCUCCUCCCCACGCCCUCCACGCCCUCCGCCGCCCACUCCUCCUCCCACUCCGCGUCGCUGCUCUCCCCCGAGUCCCCUGCUGCAGCCGGCACGCCCUCCAAGGCGCCGCCCUCGUCGUCGGGCCCACUGCCCGUGCCGCUGGUGGUGCCCCCCGAGUUUCAGUCUAUUCGCGUGCUGCUAGUCAGUCCUCUUGAGGUGACAGUGAUCCCCAUGCAGAAGCAGCUGGAGGCAUGGAAGGUGCCGCAUGCUUGCCUCACCUGCACGCCAGAGGAGGCCUUCCUUAAGCGCCUCCCGGCCGGCACUCUGCCGCCCGCGCCCCCCCUUCCACAAGGCCAACCCGCGCCCGCCACGUGGCGCGACGGGUCGGCGCGCAAGGGGCUGGCGGAGGAUUACGAUUUGAUCAUCAUUGACUUUUCCAGCAAGCCACAACUGAUCGACCCCAUGUCCUCUGCGGUAUUGGAGAUGCUGGGGCGGGAGCGCCUGGGGGUGGUGGUGCUGCUGAAGCGGUCGCAGGUGUCAGAGAAGACAGAGGGCGAGCUCAAGGCCGUGCGCUACUGGCGCGACCGCUGCCCCGCCAUGCUCAAUAAACCCAUGGUGCGCCCCAAGGCACUGCUCGAGGCGAUGGAAUCGGCCAUGCAGAGCACACCGGGCGGCGACGGGCUGUUCCUGUCGUCAGGGCGGCACCGGCAGCAGCCGCGGCCCGCUGCACGGAGCAUGGGGCCGAAACUGAGCGGGCGCAUCCUGCUGGCCGAAGACAACCUGAUCAACCAGAAGGUGGCCAAGUCCAUGCUGGCGCAGCUGGGCGUGAGCAUAGACAUCGCCAACAAUGGCGUGGAGGCCGUCAGCCUCUUCCAAAAGAACAAAUACAACCUCAUCCUCAUGGACUGCCAGAUGCCGGAGAUGGAUGGGUGGGCAGCGAGUCGCAAGAUCAGGGAGCUGGAGGCACAGCAGGCUCAGCCCAACGUCACCAUCGUCGCUCUUGUAAGCCCCUCCCCUUCCCCCCCCGCCCCCCUCCUCCCCCUCUCCCCCUCCCACCUGCUCCCUUCCCUCCCCCCGUCUCUCUCCCCUUCCCUCACUUCCUCGCCUCCCGCCCUUCCUCCCCUUGCUUGCCCCUCUCCUUGCUCUCUAUGA
Closterium sp. Yama58-4 is the source of this 4533-nucleotide messenger RNA. The record is from the annotation of a GenBank genome assembly. NCBI's taxonomy places the organism in Eukaryota, Viridiplantae, Streptophyta, Zygnematophyceae, Desmidiales, Closteriaceae.